Molecule: messenger RNA, 5133 nt
Organism: Hermetia illucens (black soldier fly)
Lineage: Eukaryota; Metazoa; Arthropoda; Insecta; Diptera; Stratiomyidae
Gene: rols
Product: protein TANC2
Exons: 9
Coding region: 280-5106 (1608 amino acids)
Molecular function (GO): protein binding
Source: RefSeq, a predicted model, not a curated record
UUAGUUUGUGUGGUCGCGAAAACAUGGAAGUGUGUUAAAAAUACGAGGAAUAUUGGAAAUAUGCCAUUCCCUUCAGUUCCCUUGAGAGGUGUUCAUUGCCCUCUUCAAAGUGGAGUUCCUAAAUUAAGUUGCGUGUCUUACGUGAUUUUGGUGCACUAGUGAAAGAAUUUCAAGGAUGGUUGCGCUCUAAUUAUGAAAUCUGGGAAAUAGUGAAUAAUAACGUUGGAAUUGAUAAUUUAGAUUUCGUGUACAGUUCGUGAACAAUUUGAAGUUUUCACCAUGAACCAUCACAACAUAGAUCAAUUACUUCUCACAUCAACGACCUCCCCAGAUGCAUCAAACUUAAACGAUUCAGGACCUUCGUCCCUGAACUCUGUCUCGUGCUUGGAGCAAUCGGUAUCUCCUAUCUUCGAUAUCGCAACUAAUUCCGAAUAUGGAAAUGGUUACUACGGCUUUCGGACGCGUCAUCUAUCAUGCAUAGAAGAGAAUGAGUCAGACUCGUUCAAUUCCUUAGCAUCGGAUUUUAUUGAAGAGCCAACUGAUCAAUUUAGCACCAAUGAAGCGGAAAAACCUCAGUGGGGGAGCGAAGACUUCAACUAUGUGGAAUCUAUGAACGACUCGUGUAACUCAGGAUUAUAUCAAAGCUUCAAAAACAACGUCGACAACCAGAACCCACUUGGGCUAGAAUACGCUACUGCAGUCUUGGAAGUGAAGAGCGGCAGCUGUUCGCCAUACAGAGAAUUUGCAAACGGACUAAUGUGCAAAUAUCCAGAUGUUAUGACGAACUCCUGCUACGGCGCAUUGAAUCAAUCUUUUAAAUCAGAUGCAACUAGGCUACCGAAAGCUGAACCGAUAUAUGCAGUGAUCGACAAAGAAAUUCAACAAAAAAACCAAAUGAAAAAAAUUAUGGAAUCCAGUUGUUCUAGUACACAAGCAAAUGGGACAGCCGGCAAUUCGGAUGAGCUUCGCACAUCAAUACGAGAGGAUACCGGUAGGAGCGUUUAUGCAGAUUGCACUGAAAUCGAUAUCUCGCAACAUUAUGAAAUUCCUCAAGCAGUAACAAGCACAUGUCCAAGCUGUCACCUGCAAUUCGAUAAGGACAAAAGGAGAAAACUGAUAGAUUCAUGUGGCCACGAACGAUGUUACUCUUGCAUGUUUGAGAGUGGAAAAUGUCCUUUUUGCAUAACAAACGGUCAUAGUACAAUUGAGCCAAUAAUUAAUCCUCCAGAUAGUAAAGCAGACAUGUUUCGAUCGCAUGAAUCCUCUCGACUCUAUGAAUCUGUUAGAUAUUCUUCACCAGAGCAACAGAAAAACGAAUUCACUAAAAUCGGAACUGAAGCAAGCCUUCAAGCAAUGCCGAUCGCGGACAACGAACAACCAACUGAUCCUAAUUCUUCUCCAAAAAGGACGUCACAACAUAGCACACCAUCCACAACUCCCCGGAAGAAGAACUUUACAGCAAAAGGUCUUCGAAGAACUUUCGGCGGUCACCGUAGAACAUCCUCACAAGGCUCUGUCGAAGUGCCUACAUCGUUAAGUGAUUGCUCUGUGAUGGAUUCAUCAUUCCAUUCUGACUCUGUUAUUACUAAACCAAAUAAACAUGCGGCCCAUCAUUAUAAUACUGGUAAAUCGAAUGGGAUUCACUUUUCCAGGGCAGCGUACGCUGGCCAUUUAUCGUCCUUUGUGUUCGGUAAAAUAAAGUCGUUGUGGAACGCACAGUCGAACAACGCUGGAUUGAACCAAUUGGCAGAUGUUAAAGUCGAAACUAAGGAUGAGAAUCUUCUAUCCAAAUCUGAAACUACAAAGGCUACCCCUAACGUGGAAAAUUCGAAAAAUACAUCAAACUGCGAUAAGACUUCGAAGAAGCCAAAUCAGAAAAUUUCCCAACGAUUUUCGACGAAUCUACGAACCAUCAAAGAUUGGUCAGCGCGGAAAAUUCCCAAACCAUUACUCCAAGAUUCAACUAAUGAAAAAGAAGACUCCAUUCAAGAAUCAACGUACAAUUCCAUGAAAAGUGCUCUUCAAUAUCUUGCACUUAAACCACUGUUUUUCGAAGUUCCACUGCAAGAGCCGGACCCUCCGUUUGUUGGAAGGCAAUGGAUCAUUAGAGACAUGUCGAACAUUUUAACUACAGAUAUGCCAGGUGUACUCAUUACUGGGAAGUCUGGAAGUGGAAAAACAUCACUAAUAUUACAGCUCGUGGACUAUUCUUGUUUCGGACGGAAAAAAGGAUCACAACAAGCUGAGAGUGGAGGAAUAUAUUGUCAAAUUAAUGUUAGUCACGACCGGAUCAAAUCCUUGGCGUCACAGGUCGUGGCCUACCACUUUUGUCAAAUGGAAAACAGAAGCACGUGCUUGGUGCCAGAUUUCGUUCAUUCUCUCGCCGCCCAACUUUGCCAGGCGCCUCAACUCGUAGCAUAUCGAGAAUAUUUGUUGAACGAGGCUGAUUUACAAAAUAUUUUAAGCAUUAGUGAGUGUGUAGCCAAUCCAGAGCAAGUAAUGCUAAAAGGUAUAUUAGAACCCUUGGCCUUUCUGAAAACAUCAGGAAAAAUUAACGUUAAACAAUGUUUGCUGCUUAUUGAUGCUCUGUGCGAAGCCGAAUCUCACCAGCCUGACUAUGGGUUUACAAUUUCUUCGUUCCUUAUUAAAAUGGUGAGCCAUUUUCCCCCGUGGUUUAAGGUUGUAGCAACAAUUCGAAGUCAGGUACUAGACGCAGUCAAGGGGCUUCCAUACAUGAGACUAUCAUUGGACAACUGGGAAUCUAAUGAGAACGUGCAGAAAGACAUUAACGAGUACAUAUUGCAACGUAUAAAGCAUAGUUUGGGUGCAGAUAAUGGUUUGCCACUAGGCCAGGAUACGUUUUCCAAUGAAGCAUUCUUCGAACAACUAACUUACACAGCAAAAGGGUCCUUCCUGCACGCAAAAUUAACGUUGGACCUAGUAGAAAAAGGCCAGCUUAUUAUAAGAUCACCCAAUUUGAAGGCUUUACCUACAUCUUUGUCUCAGCUAUUCUUAUUAAACUUCAAUUCUCGCUUUCCGACUAACUCCAGCUACGAAAAAGUAUCACCGAUUUUAAGUGUCUGCUUGGCUGCCUUGUCUCCUUUAACUCUGAGUGAGAUCUAUUACUCUAUAGUUGCACUAAAUGUACAUGAUCCUCUUGAUUGGAAUGAGUUUAUGCAACGAUUUAGGCUUCUUGAAGACCUUUUAGUCAAAAGAAUAGAUAAUACCUAUAUGUUUUUUCAUCCUUCAUUCAGAGAAUGGCUAAAAUGUCGCGCAAAUGAGGAACCAACUAAAUUUUUAGUUGAUUUUCGGAAGGGCCAUUAUGCAAUUGCUUUCCGUUUGUCACGACUUCAAGCCCCUCUUGAUACCGAACAGACACUAGAGCUAGCGUACCAUAUAAUAAAAGCCCGCGUGUAUCGUUGCCUGCAACCGGCCCAGCAUACCUUGCGCGAUAUUCAAGCAUACUGGGUGGCUUCUGUUUCGAACUCCGUAUCAAAUGCGUUUUCGGCCCUGCGAAAUGUUUAUAAUCCUGAUAUCAAGGUUUGUAAAUUGUUACUUCUCGCUGGUGCAAAUCCAAAUAUACCUACAGAUUUUUUGAAAAGAUCGCCUAUUUUAUGCAUAGCCGCUUAUGAAGGCAUGACUUCUCUGGUAAGCGUGCUGUUGGAGUUUGGAGCUGAUGUAGAGAAGCAAAACACCGAGGGGCAUACCCCUCUUAUUCUUGCUUCUAUGCGAGGGCAUACCGAUAUCGCACGGUUAUUAGUCGCAGGUAAUAGUUCUCUGGGCAAAUGCGACAAUAACAAACAAUGCGCCCUGGUACACGCAGCCAAAUGUGGCCAAAGUAAUGUUCUGCAUUAUCUGCUUAAAUGUGAUUGGAAAUCAGAAACAACCAAAAAAGGACAUUCGACUUUCCAAGAAGCUGUAACGCAAUCUCUUCUAGAAGUAGCAACCCAGAAGUCUUUGGAUAUCAUAGAAGAGUUACUUGAUGCUUCAGAAAUCUGCAUAGAUGCAUGUGAUCCUUUGACUGGCGACACUGCUUUGAUGAAAGCUGCAAAGCUAGGCCACUCAGAAACAGUUUCACUGCUCCUGUUCAAAGGGGCUGAAAUUGACAAAAGAAAUAAGGAAUACCAAUCCGCAAUUAUAUUGGCUGCCCGGGCAGGUCAUAGCAAUGUUGUUGAAAUUUUACUAGAACGACAGUCAAACGUCAAUCAAUUCGAAGUCGAUACUAGAAAAACACCUUUAAUCAUAGCAGCAGAGGAGGGUCAUCUCAAUGUUGUAAAAAAUCUUAUUGAAAAUGGCGCACAAGUAGAACACAAAGAUAUUAAUGGAUUGACUGCUUUAUCGUGGGCAUGCCUUCAAGGGCGUUAUCAUGUGGCAAAAUAUCUUUUGGAAAAAGGAGCCCAAGUCGAAACAAACGACGAUUUCAAAAGGACCCCACUGGAUUUUGCUUCCUAUCAAGGUUCGUUACGUCUCAUUCAAUUACUUCUGAAUAAUGGAGCAGUAGUAGAACGGAUGGAUAAAAAUGGAGUAUCUCCGCUGGAUCGUGCUGUUGCUUGUCGGAAUAUUCCAGUCUUACAAAUUUUCCUGAAGUCAGGGGCACUUUUAAGGCCCACAACAUGGACACUUGCCGAAGAAGCGCCAGAAAUGUUCCUUCUUUUCUUGAAUAACGUUGUAAGGGAUGGAAAUUCACUGUUAAAAAGACAUCUUCUUCCUGAAGCCUCGCAAAAAUUUCGAUUAGCUCUAAACAAAAUAUCAACCAUAGAACAUAGCAGUACUUCAAAUCCGGAAGUAAUCACACAAUUAUUAUAUAAUUUACUCCUUAGUUUGGCCAGAUGUCAACGAAAAAUGAAUGACGUGCAGGAUGCAAUUAAACUAGCCACUCGGGCAAUUGGGCUUAUUCCAGUGAAGUACGAAGGUUAUUAUGUUCGGGCGAGAAUUUACUUUGUCCUUGGUGAUUACGAGGCUGCCUUUAAGGAUAUCAACGCUGCACUCGAGAAAGCAGAAAAUGUUUCUCUCUAUAUAAAAGACAUACUCGAAAGAACUAAAUCAGAUAUCGAAAAUAGAUUGAGAGCCAGACACUCAAUAAUAAAGGAAACCACCGAUUUAUAAGAGAUGUAAAAUUUGAGUUAGCGCUAA